Pichia membranifaciens NRRL Y-2026 is the source of this 4030-nucleotide messenger RNA. RefSeq lists its product as hypothetical. Gene Ontology annotation, molecular function: chitin synthase activity. Lineage: Eukaryota; Fungi; Ascomycota; Pichiomycetes; Pichiales; Pichiaceae. Gene Ontology annotation, cellular component: cell septum; cell periphery. The coding region runs from base 73 to 3906 and encodes 1277 amino acids. The record is from RefSeq and is a predicted model, not a curated record. The transcript is spliced from 2 exons.
CCAUCGCUGGCUCCAGGAGGGCCUGCAAAGAGCAAGAGAGGGGGACAAGAGCGCCAGGAGAACGACAAAGACAUGGCGCAUCCGUACAAAGAUAUGCUGGAGCAGUCUGGAGAGUCCUCCGGGUCCACUUUUGACUCGGUGGACACAGAGUCGGGGAACUUCACACGAAAGAGAUCCUUGGUUCGCAGGGACCGUGCCAGACCUAACUCGUACCAGACCUCGUUUCGAAAUUCCAGGUACAGCAAGAACACCAUUUCCAACUCAAAUUCGGCAAGACUUUCCGCAUACCAAGACAACACCAACAGCAGCAACAUCUACUACAAUAACAACAGCAAUAAUUUCGGCUCGGAUAACUACAACAAUGACCGCUUCGGGGCCGGCAAUGAGGACAUCCCCAUGCAAAACAUGUCACAGUUCUCAUCCUCAAACCAUAUGCAUCACAGAAACUCACCUGAGGCGUACGCGUAUCACCACGAUGAUAUCCCAGAAAACCCAAACCCAUUUGUGCUGGGAGAGGAAGAUGAGGGAAAUGACAGCAAAGCGGGAAAAGAUACCACAAUCGAAAGAGUGACUGAAUACGAAACACCCGCAAACCCCACUCCAAACCAGCCUAGAGAAAUAUUUCAUUUAAACGACGAGUAUGAUGAUCAUGACCCACAUGGGCAACCACUACCUAAUGAGUACAACGUGACGGGCCUUGACCACGACAAUGAUGAAAAAACCCCACUCUCGAAUGAAAACUACUACACCGCCAUCCCUCCGAAAAGAAUGGAGUUGGAAGAAGAUAAGCAUGGAUUUCCAUACUGGAAACUCUACUGCUACGUGCUCACAUUCUGGGCCCCGGGGCCUUUGAUGAGUUUGUUUGGUUUGAAAACAAAAGAUAGACAGUACGCUUGGAGAGAAAAGAUGGGAUUGAUCAGUAUCAUUUUGGUUAUUGGUUGCAUCAUUGGGUUCUUAACUUUCGGGUUCACCAGAGCGACAUGCACUAACUUGACCGCAAGAUUGAAGCCCCAAGAUUUAUCUUCAAGUUAUAUGGUAAUCAAUGGUAGAGCUUAUGAUCUAUCAUCAUCUUCUCAUCCUGCUGCAGAAGGCAUCGAUGCAGACACAAACGUCUUAUAUCCUCCAAUCAAUGCUGGCGGUAAAGAUGGGAGUCUCUUAUUCCAAAACGUCAAUGGGAACUGUAAAGGCUUGAUCAAACCAAAGCAGGAUAGCACGAUUCCCUUCCAAGGUGAAGAAAUGGCAUGGUACAUGCCUUGUAAGAUCAUGGAAUUGGAUGGUUCAUCCACACCAAAUUUCACCUUUGAUCACUAUAACGGUUACGCAUGUCAUACGUCUUCCUACGCAAGAAAAACAUUUUAUGGCUUGAAGGUAGAAGGAGAUUUGUACUACACCUGGGAAGCCAUCGCAAAUAGUACUAGAGAUUUGAUUGUUUACAACGGUAAUGUCAUUGAUAUGGACUUGCUGAACUGGCUAUUUGCAGAUGAAUUGACAUACCCUCAAUUAUUUGACGAUAUCAAAAACGAUAAAACCAUGAAAGGUUACGACAUCUCAUUACUUUUGACCGAACCUCAUCAGAGACAAGCCGCCGAUUGUCUGAUAGAAAUCGCCAAAAUAGGAGUCGUAGAUGUCUCCACGGUGGGAUGUAUCGCUUCAACAAUCGUUUUGUAUGUUUCCCUAGUUUUCGUCUUAUCAAUCGUCAUAGUUCAAUUUGUGGUGGCAUGCUAUUUCAAGUGGUUUGUUGCGCCACAUCAAGGUGUUUCAUAUAGUUCUAUCAAGGAGAUGAAUGAGAGAAAUAACCAAAUCGACAACUGGGUCGAUGACCCUUACAGUUCAGCACCUUUAGCAGAUGUUCCAAAGAAAAGAAGAGCAGACUAUCACAGCAAGUUCAACAAAACCUUCCGCCUUUCUUGGGGUGGGGAUAUAAAUGAUUUCAUUGGAGAUGGUGACAAAGAUAUUGUAAUUGAAAGGGAGAAAAGGGAUGAUUACAAACCACAGUAUAUUACAAUGACAACCGAGGCUUAUAUGAUGGCAAAUGCUGGGAAGAAAAAAGGUAGAAGUAUGUCUCGUUCUUCAAUGCUAAGCACUAGUAACCUAACGUUGAACCCUUUUAAGAAAAAUGAUCCGUUUGAAGAUGAAGAAAUUGAAACUUUAGAUCCUGAUAUCAUCUCCACAGAUGUAAUUCCACAGCCCCCUGUCAAUUGGGAGCCAUUUGGAUAUCCAUUGAUCCAUACCAUGUGUUUAGUUACCUGUUAUUCUGAAGAUGAAGACGGAAUCAGAACAACAAUUGAUUCCAUUGCCACAACAGACUAUCCUAACUCCCAUAAAUUGAUUGUCGUUAUUUGUGAUGGUUUAAUUACAGGUGCAGGUAAUGAUAAAUCGACACCUGAAAUUUGCUUGGAUAUGAUGACAGAUCUAGUUGUUCCAAAAGAUCAAGUCCAGCCAUUUUCUUAUGUUUCAGUUGCCCAUGGUUCCAAAAGACAUAAUAUGGCUAAGGUUUACGCCGGAUUUUAUAAAUACAAUGAUUCCACUGUUCCUAUUGAAAAACAACAGAAAAUCCCUGUUUUAUUGGUCGUCAAGUGUGGCACCCCUGAAGAAAUGACUUCUGCCAAACCUGGUAAUAGAGGUAAGCGUGAUUCUCAAAUUAUCUUGAUGUCUUUCCUUCAAAGUGUUACUUUUAAUGAACGUAUGACUCCUUUACAAUACGAAAUGCUGAAAGCUAUAUGGCAAAUUACAGGUUUGAUGGCAACUAUGUACGAAACCGUUUUGAUGGUUGAUGCAGAUACUCUUGUGUAUCCUGAUUCUUUAACUCAUAUGGCCGCGGAAUUUGUUAAAGACCCUGAGAUAAUGGGUCUAUGUGGGGAAACCAAGAUUUCGAAUAAGGCACAAUCAUGGGUCACGGCAAUUCAAGUUUUUGAGUACUACAUUUCUCAUCAUCAAUCAAAAGCAUUUGAGUCAGUUUUUGGGAGUGUGACGUGCUUACCGGGUUGUUUCUGCAUGUACCGUAUCAAGUCACCAAAGAGUACCAAUGUCUGGGUGCCAAUUUUAGCAAACUCAGAUAUCGUUGAAAAAUACUCCGAUAAUGUUUUGGACAGUUUACACAAGAAAAACUUAUUACUUUUAGGUGAAGAUAGAUAUCUCACCUCAUUGAUGCUUAGAGCUUUCCCAAGAAGAAAGCAGGUUUUUGUUCCUAAGGCCGCAUGUAAGACUGUUGUUCCCGACAAAUUCCAGGUCUUACUGUCGCAGCGUCGUCGUUGGAUCAAUUCGACCGUUCAUAACCUAAUGGAAUUGGCCCUUGUUAAAGAUUUGUGUGGUGCUUUCUGUCUCUCCAUGCAAUUCAUCAUUAUUAUUCAAUUGAUCGGUACUCUUGUUUUACCAGCAUCCAUUACUUUCACCUUGUACAUUAUCAUCAUUGCGAUUGUUUCCAAGCCAACGCCAGUGAUGUCCUUAGUGCUUAUGGCAAUUAUCUUCGGUCUUCCGGCCCUUUUGAUCAUUGUUACGGUUUCCAACUUGAUGUACGUCGGCUGGAUGAUCAUAUACUUGUUCUCUUUGCCUAUAUGGAAUUUUGUGCUGCCUACUUAUGCAUAUUGGAAAUUUGACGAUUUUAGUUGGGGUGAUACGAGAAAAACUACGGGAGGAGAUAAAGGAUCUCACGGCGAUCGUGAAGGUGAGUUCGACGGCUCGCAAAUCAAGCAAAUGACCUGGAGGGAAUUUGAGCUGCAGAGAAAGGACGCUACAACAAGAUACCCAUCGGACAGGUAUGUCGAUGAUAAAAAUGACCCAUCUAACAUCGCAUCCGUGUACAAUCCGGGCAAUUAUGACUACGAACCGGACACAGAAUAUGUUGACAUGUCUCGGAAUUUUAGUUCAAAACCAUCCACUGCGGAGGAUAUGCCAAAUUAUCUGUGACAACACUGAGAUAACAAGCAUAUAUGCUGUGUGUUUAGUUGAGUGUGUGUACAUGCGUAUAUAUGUUCUAUCUACAAAGCCCGUUACUAUUAUCCUCCACAAACUACAAACCUAUAUAAUCGAC